GAAAACGAAUGGCGAUGGAAACAAUGGAGUUUGAUGGUGAGAAUGAGAAGCCAAAGCUGAACAAGUACGCACUCGGUUGUGCUAUUGUGGCUUCUUUGAUCAACGCUAUAUUUGGUUAUGACACUGGUGUUAUGAGCGGAGCGAAUAUCUUUAUCAAAGAAGAUCUCAAACUCAACGAUACUCAAAUCGAAGUACUUGCCGGAACCCUAAAUUUAUGUGCUCUGUUGGGUUCUGUUUUGUCUGGGAAAACCUCAGAUAUGAUCGGCCGACGUUAUACAAUCGUUGUGGCGUCUCUUAUAUUUAUGGUCGGUGCAGUCCUAAUGGGUUACUCCCCUAACUUCGCAAUCCUCAUGACCGGACGCUGCAUUGCCGGCGUCGGCGUAGGUUUUGCUCUCAUGAUUGCACCGGUCUAUUCGACGGAGAUAUCUUCCUCUUCACAUCGAGGAGCUCUUUCUUCUCUCCCUGAGCUAUGCAUCAGCCUAGGAAUCUUACUAGGCUAUAUCUCGAAUUACGUCUUUUCCAAGUUACCAUUAAAGAUAGGUUGGCGUAUGAUGCUUGGUAUUGCAGCCAUCCCUUCAAUUGCAUUAGUUUUCGGAAUCCUUAAGAUGCCGGAAUCUCCAAGGUGGUUGGUAAUGCAAGGUCGUCUAAAGGAUGCUGAGGAAGCAUUAUUAUUGGUUUCUGAUUCGAAAAAGGAGGCGAAAUCAAGAUUUCGCGACGUCAAAAUAGCUGCAGGGAUCGACGAAAACUGUAAGGAAGACAUAGUUAUUCCGUCAAAGAAAACAGCUUCCGGUGGCGGCGUUUGGAAAGAACUCUUUAUAAGACCAACACCCACUGUUCGUCGGAUAAUGCUAUCUGCUUGGGGGAUCCAUUUCCUUCAACAUCUAACAGGUAUAGAAGCUGUGAUCUUGUAUAGUCCAAGAAUCUUCAAGAAAGCUGGGAUUAUGGAUAAGCAGAAGCUUUUGCUUGCUACAGUUGGGGUUGGGAUUACUAAAGCAAUCUUUAUCUUUGUUGCUAUCUUCAACUUAGACAAGUUUGGGAGGAGAAAAUUGAUGUUGACCAGUGCUAUAGGUGUGACUACAGCAUUAACAGUAUUAGGGUUCUGUUUGACAAUGGUGGAUCACUCUAAAAAGCAGCUUUUUUGGGCUUUAUGUCUUAGUAUUAUUUCUACAUAUACAUAUGUGGCUUUUUUCUCAAUUGGGCUUGCACCCAUUACAUGGGUUUAUACAUCAGAGAUAUUUCCCUUGAGACUUAGGGCACAAGGAGUUAGUAUUGGGGUGUCUAUUAAUAGGGCUAUGAAUGCUAUGAUUUCUAUGAGUUUCAUAUCAAUCUAUGAAGCUAUAACUAUUGGUGGUGCUUUCUUUAUGUUUGCUGGGUUUGGAGCAUUGGCUAUAGUGUUCUUUUACUUCUUUAUGCCUGAAACUAAGGGAAAAGCUUUGGAAGAGAUUGAGAUGUUAUUUACCCCAAAGGGUUCUAAAGCUCAACAAAGAAAUGGAGAAGUUGGUGUUUAGAUGAUCAGCCUUACAAGAGAAAUAAACUAGUUGAAUGUUG
Messenger RNA from Telopea speciosissima, 1548 nucleotides. Its product is annotated as probable polyol transporter 6. Bases 9 to 1508 code for a protein of 499 amino acids. The record is from RefSeq and is a predicted model, not a curated record. Gene Ontology annotation, biological process: transmembrane transport. NCBI's taxonomy places the organism in Eukaryota, Viridiplantae, Streptophyta, Magnoliopsida, Proteales, Proteaceae. The transcript has 2 exons. Gene Ontology annotation, cellular component: membrane. Gene Ontology annotation, molecular function: carbohydrate transmembrane transporter activity.